AUGCAUUUUGUUGCGACUAUCGGGCAGAGGUACCUGUGGGCAGAUUCUCUGUGUCUUGUGCAAGACAACCCUGAAGACUUCAAUCGCGGCAUUCAACUCAUGGGACUGAUAUAUGAAGGUGCCCUACUAACUAUUAUUGCCGCAAAUGGGUCCAGUGCAGAUGCAGGUCUGCCCCGAAUUCAUGGGGAUCCGAAUAGAAACCUUUCGCCUCAGCGCUCCGAGGAGAUCAUGCCUGGGCUACGGUUCGCUAUUGUCCGUGCCGUGGAUUGCUACCUCCGAGCGUCGGUUUGGGCGUCGCGAGGAUGGACGUAUCAAGAGGAGAUUUUUUCCCAUCGUUCAAUCAUUUUUGUCAAUGACCAAGUUUACUACCGCUGCAGACAACGUAUCUGGGCCGAGGACACAUGGGCUGACCUUAAGCCAACCGAGCAAGACUUGGAUGAAUGGAGUGUAAGCUGGGUUGCUCUCAUACAGGAUGUCGCUUUUCACCAAAUCGUCCAUCCUCUCGACCAGCUUUUCGAUCUCAUCGAAGGCUUCCAAUUGCGCAGUCUCACCAGGGAUAGCGACGCAAUUAACGCAGUAUCCGGCAUCCUUCAGCCCCUGUCGAAGCGAAUGAGAACACCCCUUCUGGAAGGUCUUCCAAGCUGUGCCUUCGACCUCGCUUUGCUAUUCUCUCAUCUUCACCCAAUCGGUCAGCAUAGCCCUGGCCGCCGAAGGUGCGAGUUUCCAUCAUGGUCGUGGGCGGGCUGGGUUGGCAAUACUCACUGGAACGCUUUCCACGAGCUUUACAAUUCGCAUGAUGUGGCAGGAAUCAACGACUGGCUCGAUAAUCGCACCUGGAUAGUCUGGUACAAGAUUCAGCAAGGGCAACUUGUCAAGAUCGUGCGAUACGCCGAGCCCGUGGCCUCGUGGGAGCGAGUGACUCGAGAUAUCAUGUACGAGAGACGAUCUCCACUUCCUACUUCAGGACGCUUUCCCAAAUUGAGGACGUCGCGAACGGAGCCAUCUAGCUUUUUUGUCAAGAAAGUGUCGUACACACUGUUGGCAUUCUACACCGUCUCCAUAAUCCUGACCACCUCGUCUUACGUUCCGGGAACUUUCCUCGAGGCUCGGAAUCUGCACCUUGACGCCUUAUUCGACAACGAAAAUGGCUUCUGCGGGUUUCUAUCGCCUGAUGUUCGCCACUCGGCGAUAGAGCACAGGCGUGUGGAACUCAUAAUCCUGUCGGAAUGCCAGACGAGCAGCUUCCCUCCGUUGGAUCGCAAGGGAAUGGAGGAUCGCAUCCACCCCAUCUGGUCAAAGCCCUACCAGGCGAGCGAUUCUACCGAGUGGCAACUUUACUGGGUUUUGGCGAUUGCGUGGAGCGGCGACUGCUAUGAAAGAAGAGGGCUCGGCCAAAUUCUCCAGAGUGCUGUGGACAAGUCGUUGAAGCCUGGUCCGCAGUGGAAAGAGAUUGUCCUUGGUUGA
Cladophialophora psammophila CBS 110553 is the source of this 1464-nucleotide messenger RNA. RefSeq lists its product as uncharacterized. Lineage: Eukaryota; Fungi; Ascomycota; Eurotiomycetes; Chaetothyriales; Herpotrichiellaceae. The record is from RefSeq and is a predicted model, not a curated record. The transcript has 2 exons. Bases 1 to 1464 code for a protein of 487 amino acids.